Molecule: messenger RNA, 879 nt
Organism: Rhizoctonia solani
Lineage: Eukaryota; Fungi; Basidiomycota; Agaricomycetes; Cantharellales; Ceratobasidiaceae
Exons: 9
Coding region: 1-879 (292 amino acids)
Biological process (GO): aerobic respiration; electron transport coupled proton transport; mitochondrial respiratory chain complex I assembly
Molecular function (GO): quinone binding; NADH dehydrogenase (ubiquinone) activity; 4 iron, 4 sulfur cluster binding
Source: RefSeq, a predicted model, not a curated record
AUGGCAGGAGCAGCGGCACGUUCUUUGGUGGCCAACAGGUUUGGUGCUACUGGGCUUCAUGCUCACCGCAGCGUUGGUAUUCACGCCUUUCGCUCUAUUCACACAACGGCCACAGCCAGAGCAGCCGGACAAAUUAAUGAUUUUUCCGCACCACCGCCUAUCCCCAAUCCCCCAACACCUCCCACGAGACUUGCCCAGCGCGGAUCAAACCAGCUUAGCCUCGAGACGCCCAACAACAAAGUCGAAUAUGUACUCUCUACAUUGGACAAGAUUGCAAACUGGGCGAGGCAAGGCUCAAUGUGGCCAAUGACAUUUGGUCUUGCAUGCUGCGCAGUCGAGAUGAUGCACAUGGCCGCCGCACGGUACGAUCAAGAUCGGCUUGGUGUUGUCUUUCGUGCAAGCCCGCGGCAGUCAGAUAUUAUGAUUGUUGCGGGAACACUUACCAACAAGAUGGCCCCCGCUUUACGAAAAGUUUAUGACCAAAUGCCUGAGCCUCGAUGGGUCAUCUCGAUGGGCUCGUGCGCUAAUGGCGGAGGGUACUACCACUAUUCGUAUUCUGUCGUUCGUGGGUGUGAUCGCAUUGUCCCAGUUGACAUUUACGUUCCUGGAUGCCCUCCGACAGCGAGGCUUUACUCUACGGCAUGCUCCAGUUGCAGAGAAAAUGCGGAGGAAUCGCAAGAGUACCUUGUGGUACCGCAACACACAAAAGCCAAGUCCCUUUAUAGUACAAACAGAGCACCAGCAAAGGCUGACAUGACGCCCACCGAAAUCGGUAGCCAGACCGGGAAGCCUACGGCUAUGGACGAGGCCGCGUUGAUCCUAUUCCCGGUCAUAUUUGAUGGGGCGUCCGAUCCCCACAUUCGAAUGUUACGGAAGUAG